Suillus bovinus is the source of this 1534-nucleotide messenger RNA. Its product is annotated as WD repeat-containing protein 8. Gene Ontology annotation, molecular function: protein binding. The record is from RefSeq and is a predicted model, not a curated record. Gene Ontology annotation, biological process: microtubule anchoring at mitotic spindle pole body; protein localization to mitotic spindle pole body; mitotic sister chromatid segregation. Bases 9 to 1415 code for a protein of 468 amino acids. Gene Ontology annotation, cellular component: MWP complex; microtubule organizing center; mitotic spindle. Lineage: Eukaryota; Fungi; Basidiomycota; Agaricomycetes; Boletales; Suillaceae. The transcript is spliced from 11 exons.
CGUUGAUCAUGGACUUUACAGAAAUCUACAAACAAUCCGGAAAUCUCGCGUCGUUCAGCCCGGGCGCUCACUUCAUCCUUAAUGCUGUUGAGAACACCUUGAUUGUCAGGCGAACGGAUACUCUACAGAUUACGCGCACAUGGACAGUCACCGCGCCUUCCAGCACAGCUAGCAUUCUAUCUAGUUCGAAAACAACUCCAUCAAGCUCGGGAAUUUCGCCAGAAGGGUGGAUAUCUCACGCUGGCUGGUCCUGCGACUCCGAAUAUCUUCUCGCUGCAUCUGCGAAGAAAGGCGCAGUAGAGGUUUUCAAGCUUCGGGACGAAAAUUGGAAUGCCCGAAUCGAAGCUGGCGUUGAAGGCCUCCUCAAAGCUGAGUGGGCACCUGACGGUCGUCACAUUUUCUGUUUUUCUCAGUGGGGCCUUCGAGUUACUAUUUGGUCUUUAGUCACUGGAAAUGCCACUUACAUACAGUUUCCAAUACACCCUGACAGAGGUUAUGCUUUCCGUUCGGAUUCCCGCUACUUUGUAUUGGCUGAGCGACAUAGGUCGAAAGAUGCCAUCGGUGUGUAUGACACAACUGACUGUUACAAAUUAGUACGGCAUUUCCCUGUACCAACGUCCAAUCUGUCAUCGCUGGCUUUAUCCCCGACUGGUAAUCAUAUCGCCAUUUGGGAGGGCAUUUUGGAAUACAAGCUGCAUAUCCUAUCUCUAGCCGGAGAUGUGCAAGGGACUUUUUCACCCAAGCCAAAUCCAGGGUUUGGUGUUCGUAAUGCAGCUUGGCAUCCUACUGGAAUGUUCCUUGCUGUAGCAGGAUGGGACGAUAAGAUCCACAUUCUUGAUGGCCUGACUUGUAAGAUACCAGUGGGCGCCACACUAUGGCGGGAACCGUCAAACUGGCUUGAAACCACGCAAGGUCGAGGAUUUCUGUCUUAUGAACGACUACAAGGGCCACAAACAAUCAGCUUGCAGCGCACAGAUCCGACGAAGCCGAACCCGAAGUCGGGUGCAGUCCAGCUUGAAUGGAAUAAGACUGGCACAUUGUUGCUAGUGCGGUUUGAAAACUGCCCCACGAUAGUCCAUUUGUACGAUUUUCCAGCAUCGUCAGAUCCAUUCGUUCCCCGGUUGCGUUGUGUUUUUCAACACUCGAAGCCAAUACUACAGGCACAGUGGAACCCAGUCCGUAAAGGCAGCUUGGCCAUGUGCAGUGGGAGUGGUAGUAUCUACACAUGGAGUGACGAAUGGAUUGGAGAGAAUGGGGUAGAGGAAGAUAUGGCGGAGUGCAUCGGUGUACCUGCGAAUACAAAAUUCGAAACAAAAAGUAUCAAAUGGGCUCCCGACGGGAAAGGGCUGGUGUUGUUAGACAAGGAGGUAUUUUGUUGCGCGUUUGAGGUGGAAGACGAUGGUGCGGAAAGCUAACAAUACAGUUGAUGUGCUCAUAAAUGCGAUUGUUAAAAGUUCAUGCAUAUGACCUCUGCCUUCCCCACGUACAGAGGUUGCCAAUGACAUCUUUGUCAUUUGAAUGCACGGUAUCAAAG